Cornus florida is the source of this 3736-nucleotide messenger RNA. Its product is annotated as pentatricopeptide repeat-containing protein At3g18970. Gene Ontology annotation, molecular function: protein binding; RNA binding. The coding region runs from base 755 to 2206 and encodes 483 amino acids. The transcript is spliced from 3 exons. Lineage: Eukaryota; Viridiplantae; Streptophyta; Magnoliopsida; Cornales; Cornaceae. The record is from RefSeq and is a predicted model, not a curated record. Gene Ontology annotation, biological process: RNA modification.
AAUCCACACUUUUAUAUAUAUUUUUUUUCUUUUUUAUAAUUUUUUCAACCAUGUACAGUAAAAAAGUGCAUAUACAUAAGCUGACACUCCAUCUAACUUUUGAAGUUAUGUUACAUAAAAUAAUUAUUGUCAAAUUUGAACUUGUAUUUUCAAACUUAUUAUUAAUCUGAUUUUUUAUGUAAUGAGCCCUAAAUAUAGAUAUUAAACACCCCCUCCAAAAAAAAUAAUAAUAAAAAUUGAAAGAAGAACACCAUAUGUACAGAUAUAUAUGUGUGUAUAAAUUUCUAUAUCUAGGGGGGUGGUUUAGUUCAGGAUUAUAGUAGUGGAAAAUACAAAAUUUAAAUGAAAAAAAAGAAAGAGAAGUAAAUAAGUUGUAGAGAUAUGUGAAAUGUCGCCGUUCAUUGUCAGUUAUCUACUCCAUAUACCUUUUGCUUUAGCCAAAAUGAACUCUCAUCAUCAUCGUCACGAGUCACGAACCCUAGAGAAGGAGAUUGGCUGUGGUGGCUCAUCAGCACCUAAAGUUAACAACGAUCAGGCUCAACAAUAAUAUGAACGAGGAGGCAGUUGUGUGCUCUGGUCCUUGGCAAAAUAUUCUGUCAAAUAUUUUGGUUUGUAUACAAACAGUAUGUAUACAGUAUCUUUUGCUGCUUCAGUUUCAGGAACUGGUCCUUGUGUUCAUGCUGGUGAAAAAUGAUGCUUUUAUUGGCACAGGUGUGCUCAACUUACUCUAAUCGGAAGUUCUUGAGAGUGAAAAAUGAAAAAUGGCCCAUUGAAAAUGUUGACGUUUUUUCGUUCACCGAGAUGUCUCUCCUUCUUACUCGAAAAACAAACCGCCAUAAACCAUCUCAAAGAGAUUCAUGCUCAACUGAUCAUCGACGGCCUCAAAUCACCUCGCAUUUUCGCCAAAUUGAUCGAACGUUACUGUGCUGUAUCAUCUCCUCAAGGCACCAACUAUGCACAUUUAAUCCCAACCCAAUUUCAUGAUCAAAAUGUAUAUCUCUUGAAUGUUCUGAUCAGAUGUACUCCUCCCAGAAGCGCCAUUCUUGUUUUUGCCAAUUGGGUUUCUAGGGCUGAGCUCAAUUUCGAUGAUUCAACUUACAUUUUUGUUCUUGGAGCCUGCGCUCGAUCUUCUCCAGUUUCAGCAUUGUGGGAAGGGAAGCAGAUACAUGCUCGGAUUGUAAAACAUGGUUUUUUGUCGAAUGUAUUUAUUCAAACCACUACGAUUCAUUUCUAUGCGCGCAAUAAGGAUGUUGGAUCUGCACGGAAGGUGUUCGAUGAAAUGGAUAUGAGAAAUAUUGUUGCUUGUAAUGCAAUGAUGUCGGGUUAUUGUUCACAAAAAGAGAGAGUCAAAGAGUAUGCUUAUGAUGCUCUUUUGUUGUUCCGGGACGUGUUGGUUGAUGUUUAUGGAGUGGAGGCAACAGAUACUACCGUCCUUUGUGUUCUCUCAGCAGCUUCUCAAUUGGGUGUUUUGGAAACUGGUGUUUGUGUUCAUGGGUUUGUAGAGAAGACAAUCUGUCUCCCCGAAAAUGAUGUAUUUCUUGGGACUGGCUUGGUUGACAUGUAUUCAAAAUGUGGGUGUCUAGACAGUGCCUUUUGUGUAUUCAAUAGAAUGAAAGUAAAAAAUGUCUUGACUUGGACAGCUAUGACAACUGGGCUAGCCAUUCAUGGGAAAGGUAAAGAAGCUUUGGAGCUUUUGGAUGCUAUGAAGGCUAAUGGUGUUAAACCAAAUGCAGUGACCUUCACUAGCUUGUUUUCUGCUUGCUGCCAUGCGGGGCUUGUAGAAGAAGGCCUCCAUUUGUUCCAUAGCAUGGAGAGCAAGUUCGGAGUCAUUCCGAUGAUACAACAUUAUGGAUGCAUUGUUGAUCUUUUGGGCCGUGCUGGGCACUUAAAAGAGGCCUAUGAGUUCAUAGUUGGCAUUAAGUUUAAACGUGAUUUGGUUUUGUGGAGGAGUUUGCUAAAUGCAUGCAAAGUUCAUGAGGAUGUUGUCAUGGGAGAGAAGGUGGGAAAGCUACUUCUCCAGGCACAACACAUGCAGGAUAUAGCUGGUUUAGCAGGUUCGGGUGAAGACUACAUAGCUUUGUCCAAUGUUUAUGCCUCUGCAGAAAGGUGGGAAGACGUGGAGAUGGUAAGAGAGGUGAUGAAGAUUAAGGGAAUAGAAUUUAACCCUGGAGGCAGCUCAGUUUAUUCUCUCAGCAGCCACCUUUAAAUGGAUUACAGGUCGAUAACUCAUUAACAUUUUUCGGAAAGAUAACUCAUUAACAUUUUUCGGAAAGAUUUCGUUAACAUUUAGGCAAAUGAAAACAUUAGAAAACAAGAAAAAAAAAAAUCCAAAUUGAUGUUUUCUAGAUAUUGUCAUAAAAUUUCAAAACAUUUAUUGAAUCAUGGUGAAGUAUAGAAAAUUUCAACUUUCUGAUUUGUCCUUUUGCUGACUGCAAUUUCUGUUCUGACUUCUAUUUUUAUUCUUCUUGUUUUUUGGUUAGAAAUUAAUACUGGUAAUCUAAUACAUUCACCAUAUUCCAUUUACCCUUUAUGAUGAAAUUAUGGUUUGAAAUUUAAACAGUUCAUGACUUACCAAAAAAAAAAUUUAAACAGUUCAUGAUUUAACAUGACGACUUAAAGAGAGAGAACCUGUGUGCAUAAUUUUCACUUACUGAAAGUGCCAAUAAUCAACUAGAUAUGGAGAGUAAAAAUGUAUUUGAACAUCUGUAUCUGAAAUCAUUUUAAAAACAGUCAUUGUCAAAAUAUGACAACUUUUUAUUGACACAUUCUGGAUCAUGAUAUACUAAUUGGUACUACUAGGUAGUGAAUCAGAAACAGAUAUUGCAAAUCCAAACUUGUUUUGCCUUUUUCAUACUUCACAGCUCCUAUAGGGAGGGAUUAUUAGACCCUGGAGAUAGUCAGCUUCACUCUCAACGAGUCCACAAAGUUUGCAUGCAGUACUUUCCAGAUGCAGUUCACUGCCAGUCUGCCAUGGUGCCACCUGAUCAUGAUUGAAAAAAACCUCUCUUGAAUCUUAUUGUCUACUGCACUUAUCCAUUAUAUUAUCCUCUCUUUUUUUCUUUCUUUUUUUUCUUUUUUUUUUGACAUAGAAACUGUUACUUAACCUUUGCUCUUGCUUGAUCAUCUACAACCUCAACAAUAAUAUGAACGAGGAGCCAGUUGUGUGCUCUGGUCCUUGGCAUAAGAUUCUGUCAAAUAUUUUGGUUUGUAUACAAACAGUAUGUAUACAGUAUGUUUUGCUGCUUCAGUUUCAGGAACUGGUCCUUGUGUUCAUGCCGGUGAAAAAUGAUACUUUUAUUGGUACAGAUGUGCUCACCUCGUACUCUAAUCAGAAUGGGUUGGGAGUCUUCCCAAAUCACCCAUGAUCCAGAAUUGAUGUUACAGAGCUUGGUUGGUAUUCACACGCACAUGCCUCCACCGAGGUUCGAACCCCUUACCUCCCUUUGGAAAGUAGGAACCUAUCCAAAGAGAGUUUGUUCCUCAAGAAGUUUGUGACCUGUUAUGAGGAGGAAGCCCCUCAGUUGUUGAAACUAUAUCAAGAAAAAUUGGGCCUUUGAAAAUUACAUGGUCAUGAUUACGAAGGCAAGAGUGGAACAUACCAGUUGUAGAAUAUCUACUUCCUUUUUCACCAUCUGCUCUCACACCACCCGCGUUUCGAUUUAGGUCAUUAUGAACAAUUUCUUGUUUUUGUUUUUCCCUUGGAUUUUAAUGAUCCUAAUUCAAUUUUUUUGGCAAA